Molecule: messenger RNA, 525 nt
Organism: Zygosaccharomyces rouxii
Lineage: Eukaryota; Fungi; Ascomycota; Saccharomycetes; Saccharomycetales; Saccharomycetaceae
Gene: CWC15
Product: U2-type spliceosomal complex subunit CWC15
Exons: 1
Coding region: 1-525 (174 amino acids)
Biological process (GO): mRNA cis splicing, via spliceosome
Cellular component (GO): catalytic step 2 spliceosome
Molecular function (GO): RNA binding
Source: RefSeq, a predicted model, not a curated record
AUGACAACGUCUCAUAGGCCCCAGUUAGAAGCUAGAAGUGGUGCAAAGGCUGCUUCUUAUGUACCAACAUCAACUGAACACGCAAGAUUAUUACCAGGUCAUAAGAAGCUAAAGUAUCGUAAGAGUAAGAAUGAACAAGAACCAGUGAACAAUGAGCAGCUUGAGGUGCAGGAAGGGAAGCAGGCAGAAGAAGAUGCUGCUAGUGAUGAAGAUGAAGACGACGAAGAAGAAGACGACAAUAAUGAGGAGGAAGAGGAUGAAGACGAUCAAGAGGCACUUUUACAGGAGCUGAACAAUAUCAGACAAGAGAGAAUGGUUGAAAGGAUACGAAAUGAGCAGAGACAACAAAGUGAGAUGGAUUUAACACAGAUACCAACGCCUAAAUCCACUAGUGGGUGGCGUAAAACUACUUUUGGGAGAAAUAGAGUUUCCAAAAGAAAACAAGAUGAUAAAGCUCCAGAAUACGUUAACGAUAUGACAAAAACUGCGUACCAUGAGGAAUUUAUUCGUCGAUUUAUUAAAUGA